AUGAAUCAUCGACGACUGAAGGAGGCCAUUCGCAAUCCGGCCUUUACUGAACAAGAAUUCAAUGCCUUCGGCUCCGUAGAUGCAUAUAUCCUAGCUGCACAGGAUGGACUUGAAGGAGUCGCUCACCUGCUAUCAAAGGAUAUGCAGGUUCUGAAAGAAAAGAACAAUAUGCUAUCCCAGGAGCUUGAGGCCAGUCGAACAAAGCUAAAUGCCGCCACCGCCGAGCUGGAGGGAGUGAAAAAAUUUAUGAGGGAAGCCCAUGCUGCAGAAUCAAUAGGCCAAUUGGAAAAAAGCUUGGAAGCCGCCAAGGAAGCCCAGGACUACGCUGAGAGACUUGGAGAAAUUUCGGGGGAGGAGAAGAAAAGUCAACCGAGGCGUUUGGAUCCAGAUCGGGCUCGGGGCUCGCCGGAGCUGCUGCCGGAGACGGAGGACGGGGCGGCCGGAGGAGGUGGAGGAGGCGCCGCCGGGGAGGAGGAAGACGGGGCGCGGCCGGAGAGGUUGGGGGAGACGGCGGACGCGGCGGCGCCGGCGACCUGCGGAGGGGCAGACGGCGGCGGAGGGCGAGCUCGCCGGCGAGGCAGAGGGCGGCGGCUGGCGCGGGCGGGGUGCGGGCGAGGCGCCCGACCGGCGGCGCGGGAGGAGACGGGCCAGGAGGGCCCGACGCGGGCUCUCCGGGCUGGCGGCGCGGUGGAGGCCGGGGUGCCACGUGGCAGCCCCCGGUAG
Molecule: messenger RNA, 723 nt
Organism: Aegilops tauschii subsp. strangulata
Lineage: Eukaryota; Viridiplantae; Streptophyta; Magnoliopsida; Poales; Poaceae
Source: RefSeq, a predicted model, not a curated record